Molecule: messenger RNA, 1410 nt
Organism: Rotaria sp. Silwood1
Lineage: Eukaryota; Metazoa; Rotifera; Eurotatoria; Philodinida; Philodinidae
Source: the annotation of a GenBank genome assembly
AUGGACGGUGAACAACCGUACAAAAUUCAAAAUGAUUAUCAUCAACGAGCUGCUGGUUUCCUUCGUCAAGCACUUGAAUUCGACGAACAAUCACAUAAUAAAGAAAUGGCUAUACUAUUAUACAAACAAGGUAUACGUGAAUUAGAAAAAGCAGUAAAUUUAAAUGUUGAUCCUAAAGAUAAUCGUGCUGUGGAAUUGCAUGCAAAAAUGCGUAAAAAUCUAGCUAUGGCUCGUGAACGAGUGCAUGCUUUACAGGAUUUACUGCAUAAAGAGAAUGCAGCACCAGCAAAAGCUCAGGCUGUUCCAACAAAAGCUCGUCCUAUUCCAACAAAAGCUCAACGUCCCACGCCUCCUCGUAAAGUUGCUUCACCACCUCCAUCUGCUUUACCUAAAUUUUGCUAUCGUGCUUUGUCACCUGCUAUUGCUUCAUCUUCUUCUUCGUCAUCAUCAUCAUCAAAACGUGUAGCACUUAAGCCAAAACAGGCACCUACACAUGCAGUUAGUGCUGAAAAAAAAGAACUACCAUCAAAAUCAAAUGAUGAUGCAGCUGCUGCUCAAAACAAACAACCUUUACUCAAAUUACCUAAUGUUGAAAAACAACUUAUUUCAUAUAUUCUUGAUGAAGUUAUAGUAAAUAAACCCAACGUUAAAUUCACUGAUAUUGACGGUCAAGAAAGAGCCAAACGGGCACUUGAAGAAGCUGUUAUUUUACCUGUUCUUCGGCCCGAAAUGUUUACUGGUCUACGAGCACCCGUAAAAGGCAUUCUAUUGUUCGGACCCCCUGGUAACGGCAAAACAAUGCUGCUUGGUGAAGGUGAAAAACUUGUUCGAGCUUUAUUUGCUGCUGCUCGUGAAUUACAACCAUCAAUUAUCUUUAUUGAUGAAGUUGAUUCAUUACUUAGCGAGCGUAAAGAAUCUGAACAUGAUGCAAUGCGUCGAUUAAAAACGGAAUUUCUUGUUCAAUUUGAUGGUGUUCAAACAAAUAGUGAUGAUCGUAUUCUUGUUCUUUCUGCAACAAACCGCCCAUUUGAAUUAGAUGAUGCAGCAUUAAGACGUUUUCCUUGUCGUAUUUAUAUUCACUUGCCAGAUUCAAGAACACGUCGACAUCUUUUACAACAUUUACUUAGUAAACAAGAACAUAGUUUAACUGCUAGUGAUUUCGAAUGGAUUGCUAGUGAAACACAUAAUUACUCUGGUAGUGAUUUAACUGCAUUAGCCAAAGAUGCUGCAAUGGGUCCCGUACGUGAAUUACGUGUUGAUGAAUUAAAACAAUUAUCUGUUAGUCGUAUUCGACCAGUAUCACGACAAGAUUUUGUUCAAGCAUUAAGAAAAAUUCGACCAAGUGUAUCACCAUCAACAAUUGAAAAAUAUAUUACAUGGAAUCGUACAUUUGGUGAUUGUAGUUCAUAA